Cynara cardunculus var. scolymus (artichoke) is the source of this 661-nucleotide messenger RNA. RefSeq lists its product as uncharacterized. NCBI's taxonomy places the organism in Eukaryota, Viridiplantae, Streptophyta, Magnoliopsida, Asterales, Asteraceae. The record is from RefSeq and is a predicted model, not a curated record. The coding region runs from base 123 to 650 and encodes 175 amino acids. The transcript is spliced from 4 exons.
CUUUCCUCAUUUAACAUGAUGACACAAUUAAUUAACCACUAAUCAAUUCAAUUUCUUCCCUCUUCAUCUUCAUCUCUCUCUUCACAGCCAAUGCUGCAGCUGGUCUCUCUUAAACAGUAUUCAUGCCCACCAAAUGUUCGUUGAGUUGUCAAGAUCAUUUUCUUGAUAUCAAUCCAGUCAUGAACAAGUCUCCUCCUCCUCCUGUUAAAUACUAUGAAACUGGGGAUGAGUAUGAUCCCCACUUCGAAUUCGCACAGUUCUUGAAGGAAGCAAAAACACAUGCUUGCCAGCAAAAGUCUCUACAUGCAUCAGAAAAGGAACAGUUGAAUGGAACAAGAAAGCCCAAUAAGUCGUGGAAAAGCUCCAUCUUCCCAUGGUUAAAAUCCAAUAAGAAAAGUAGCCACAAGAAAGUCAUCGAAGAGGACCCACCACCACUUUCAGAAAGCUCCCCCAAGACAAGACCAGGCUAUGUUUCUGUCCCCAUGAACAGGAUCAGCGCUGAACGACCAAAACGACCAACUUCAGGACCUCUUUUAUCGACUCUAUUCAAGACAAGGGAGGAGGAGUUUUGGAUGCCAUAUAUUUCACUUGGGAAGUUCAAUCAUUCGCGGGGUGUUAACCCCUAUGGUCCUAUUUACAUGGUAACAUAAUCAAAGUUCAA